AAAACAAAAUCAAUUCAUUAUGCGCACAGCUAGAGAUGUAUAUAUGAGAAAACUGGUUCUGAUUGUAUAAAUAUACACUUGUAAUUGCCACGUGAUGAACCGCGUUUAUUAACCAUGUAUUAUCACUGCUGCAACAUAAGUAACUCAACCAUUGCUCUUUGAUUACAGCAACCACAUAAAUAGUUGUUCCGUAUUUUACUAUUGAAUCUGUGUGGUUGGCACAACCAUCAUCUACUAUCUCGCAAACAAUCACGUAAAAUUUCAAGUUAUUAAUUGAAGAAGAUUAGUGGACAAUCACGCGUAAUACGAUAGAUGAACAGCGACGUCUGCCGCCAUGUGCUUGUAUAUUAAAUCAAACUGAAGAAAAAUCUCUGUGUACCAUCUUGCAAAUAACCACGUAGACUUUUUUUUAUUAAAUGCUGUCUUGUUUUUAUACAUUAGGUUAAAAUGAGCAAAAAAGUCCUCUAUCAGCUGACAAAUAACCGCGUAAAUUCUCGGUUAUUAAUUAAAGAAGAUGAUUGUGCGCGAUAAUACGCCAAUCUUCCUCAAUGAAUAACUGAAAAUCUGCGUAGUUAUUUGCAAAGUGCUAAAAGACUUUUUUGUUCAGUUUGAUCUAACGUACAAACAUAUGAUAGCAGACAUCGCCAUCACAGCUCAUCAACCGUAAUGGGUGUGAUCAUUCGUCAAUCUUCUUUAAUGAAUAACUCGAAAUUUACGUGAUUAUUUGCGAAAUAGUAAAAGAAUUUUGCAUUUAGUUUAUGAUUUCUAUCUGCUCACAACGGCUAACGGCAUUGUUAAUCGUUAGAAGACGGCUUCUGUAUAUUCUAUAUUGAAAGUUUAAAUAUUCGUAUUGAAAAACCAAAACAAUAAGAAUGUCCACGAUUAGAUAGCAAUGUUAUUGGUAUCCAGAUACGGUGUGGUACUUUGAUCUUAGCGAUCGGUGAUUUCGCGCGUCACGAUUCGUCUUCGAGUUGGAGCGCGCUCCAAACCAAAAAAGUACGCUUGAAAAAGGAAGGAUGAGUCUUUUCUUUAAUUACAUCUACGUUCUACGUCCGCGAGCGCGUCUACAUACCGGGCUCCUAUUGCGUGCCAUUAAAUAGCGGAUGUCAGUGUGAAACACACUGGCCUUGAUGGUCACCGCACGCACUCACACACAAGCAGACAGGCGUGUAGACGGAGAGGAGACUAUAUACAACCGCGGGUUUUCAACCUUCCAUUUAGCGUCGGGCACAAAAACAUCUUAUUCCAGACCUGACCGCGUUUACUGACGUAAUCGCAUACACCAGGAAACACAUGUAGCGUACGUUUUGUACGCGCACACUCAUAUGCACGUACACCCGCGCAUACACACACACACACACACACGCUCGCACCACAGCCAGAUAUCGCGCAGAUAGUAAGCGUAGAGGUGUAAUGAUAUAAUGACAGAGGCAGACGGAACGGAAUUGAUGGAAUCACUGCGUGCAGUGCUAACCCUGGUAAUCCGACUUCCAGCGCUCGCGUCCCGUCGAGAGGCCGCCGCGGCGGAAUUCGAGGUUUAACUCGAUAAAAAAGUUCAAGAAAGAGAGAGAGUUCGCUCGAUCGAGCCGCUUUUCGAACGCGAGACAAUUUAUUUCAUCAUCAGUAAUGACUUCCAAUUUUAAUAGUUUGAUACUUCGCGGACACCCUCGCUCACAAUGAGAACGAGGGUGGAACGGCGGUUCACAAUGGCCGGGUGGCCGAGCCACCGACGCCGCAAGCAGCACCGAUCACUCAGCAGCCACCACCUGCGCGAUUACCGUCGCCGCAGAUGACACAGGCUCAUCCAGUCUCGAUAACGUGCGCUUCCGGCACCACGACGAUACCUAACAACGGCAGCUACAAGGACCCGCAGUCAUACGUUCAUCCACACGCGCUACCAGAAAGUCCACCGGACAGUGGAAGUGAGCCGCCGUACUCACCGCCGGGGCACAAUGACACUCAACAUGUGCACUCGCCACAUCAGAAGGCGGCUCUGCAAGAGAUACUGCUGCAUCAUCAGAACAACCAGUACGCUCCUAAUUUAUUGCCACCCUCGCCAAGAGCGUUGCCUUCGACGACAACGGAUCCUCUGCUACUGACGCCGGUCUUGACGCCCCACCUCACGCCGGGAACGCCGAAUCUACCGGCUCAGCAGCAGAUAGGACCGCCUUUGGUGCCGCUGUCACACGAGCACAGUCCGGCCGGCAUCAGCACGUUGUACUCUUCUCUACAGUCGGCUCCUAAAAAACGAAAGCUCAGUCAGGAUGGUCUUAUUCAUGUUAAGCAGGAACCUGAGCUGGGCACCGUGGAGCACAGUUGCAGUAGCAGCAGCGCGGUGCUGGACAAUGACGAAGUUGCCGAUAGCAAUUAUAUCGACGCUAGUUACCAAUGCAUACGAUUCCACCCUUUCCAACAAACGUCUUGGCAUUCUCUCUGUGACCAUAAUCUCAAGGAGCUACCGGUGCCGCAUUAUCGAGUGGACGCCGACAAAGGGUUUAAUUUCAGUAAUUCGGACGACGCGUUCGUUUGCCAGAAGAAGAAUCAUUUCCAAAUAACGUGUCACGCGCAGCUUCAAGGGGAGGCUGUAUUUGUCAGAACUGGUGAAGGCCUAAAGAAGAUAAGCGGCUUUCAGUUGCAUUUUUACGGAGUCAAGGUGGAAUCUCCGUCGCAAACAAUCAGAGUCGAACAAAGCCAGAGCGACAGAAGCAAGAAACCAUUUCACCCAGUGACAUACCAUUAUAGGGUUGAAUUAGGCGGCGAACGUGUUACGAAAGUCACGGUUGGCCGUCUGCACUUCAGCGAAACCACGAGCAACAACAUGCGCAAGAAGGGAAAACCUAACCCGGAUCAGAGAUAUUUUCAUUUGGUUGUCGGAUUGCACGCGCAUACUGCAGACCAGGCCAGUUAUCAAGUUGUGGCUCAUGCAUCGGAACGUAUAAUUGUCAGGGCAAGUAAUCCAGGGCAAUUCGAAUCGGAAGGCAGUGGCGUAGGUGCUGAAGGUGGAUGGCAGAGAGGAGCAGCACCAGAUAGCGUUUACCAUGCGGGCAGAGUCGGAGUCAACACGGACAGGCCGGACGAAGCUCUUGUCGUACAUGGCAAUAUGAAAGUAACCGGUCACAUCGUUCAACCUAGCGAUGCGAGGGCGAAGCAGAACGUCCAAGAAGUGGAUACGCGCGAGCAGUUACGAAACGUGCAACAACUACGUGUUGUACGUUAUCGAUACGCGCCGGAAUUCGCGCAGCACUCGGGCUUGGAUGUCAAACAGGAAGAUACCGGCGUAAUCGCGCAAGAGGUGCAGCAAAUUUUGCCGGAAGCUGUCCUGCCAGCCGGCGAUAUAGUUCUGCCAAAUGGUCAGAGAAUUGAAAAUUUCCUCGUAGUAAAUAAAGAGAGAAUAUUUAUGGAGAAUGUUGGCGCGGUCAAAGAAUUGUGUAAGGUGACGGAUAGUCUAGAAACGAGAAUAGAUCAAUUAGAGAGAAUAAAUAAACGACUAGCGAAAUUGAAAAGAGGUGAUAGUUUAAAGAGUUCCAUCAGCACAGUAUCUAGUAUAUCAGGCAAUAAAUAUACAUCUUCUAUCAAUAGUAAAUCGUCCUUACAUGGAAAAACGAAAAGGCUCGAAAGGGAGGAAGAUCUCCUCUGCAGUAAUAAAUUUAUUCAAAUUAUUAUUGUUAUACUUAUCCUCAUCAUGGCAUUUUGUUUGGUUGCAAUGGCAACUUUAUACUUCUUAGAAUAUCAAAAGCGCAAUAGCAAUAGCAUUGAAUUGCCCUUGAUGACGAAUAAUAGAGUAUCGGCCAACGGUUCGCCUCAUCUACCGACUAUGUCUACCACUCCUAAUUACGAUCCACGAUACAAUUCGUUAUUACAUAGUACGCUGGCCUCUUUGUAUACCAAGCACGGCUCUUAUACAAGAGGAUUAGACGGAGGAUUAUCUGUCAAAAGUAAUUCUCUUACCACACCACCGUCGCAUACAAAACAGCAGCUAUAUUCUCAAGAAAUAACAUGGUAUCCAAUAAGCCAUUCGGGUCCGCAAUCUAAACUUGACAAAAAUAAUGAUUUCCCUGGGAAUUGGCUUGGUAGAAACGGUGCGGGUGCUGUUCCUAGUAACGUGGAUGAAAACGAGCAAGCCUCGGACGUAGAUUCUUUAUCUACUAAUAAGGGUCCGAUACCUUUAGGAAGACCUCAAGAAUGUCCAGCACACUUCACCGAGCUCGAAAGUCCAUGUGAGGUAUAUUGUUGCACAGCUGAUAUUCAGCAGUUGGAGAAUCCUCAGCCUGAUCAUCCACCAGAGAAGAAGUCCAUUUCAGAUCACUUGGAGCAACCACUCAAUAUACACGAAGAGAAACGAAAGAUAAAUAAAGGUUUUCAAAAUGGUAUUAGUCCAUCUGACCCCAGUACUCAGACUCUCGUAAAGGAGGCCAAUUAUAAGUAUUUGCAUAAACGAGCGAGGCGAGAAACUAGCGGCGGCGAUUGGGGAGAGAUGGCUAGCAACGCUGCAGGAUCAUUGCCGCUAGAACCCAAGCCGCAAUUAUUUGUGGUUGCGAAAAAUUUCAAUACCUCUUUGGAUCAAAGAUAUUGUUCUCCGACGUCGUUGGACACACCUAAUAACAUCAGCUGCAUUGUACCUUUGUCGAAAUAUAUGCGGGAUAAACUUUUAACAUUACACUUUGUUGGCAUGCCGUACUGGCAAACUGUACAGCAAUGUCCUUUCUCACCAAAUUCCGGCAUUUACGAAACGAUAGUGUGCAAUUGGAGUUACACUAUGCAGCAACAAAAUCAAUACAUUGAAAAUAACAAUCAACCAAGUGAUCAAUCUUUUCCUCUUGAUGUUGCUCAUUACCUCAGGAAAACUUUGAAGUUUCGAAUACCUACGAUACAACCUCAAGAGAAUAUUUGCAAGAGCAAACAUGGUGUUGAUUAUUUGGAAUUUACAUUACACUUUUAUCGAGACUGCGAGGAGCAAUAAGUUUUCUCUCGUUGUACAGUGCACUUUGUAGGAAACUUGAUAAGUUUCUAAAAGUCUAACAAAAGCUAGAUUUUUUAUUCUAUUUAAGAGAGAAAAGCCUUUGUGCCUUCGUAAUCUGCCCUCUGCUUUCAUAGUUUACAGUAUACUUGUAUUUUAUACGUCAUCGUACUGCAUUACGUAGUAAUAUUAUUUACCGAUAUAAACGUAAUACUCCAGAUAAUGUAACAUUCAUGUCAUCUUACGCUGGAAAUUUCUUUAGUUACUAUAUGAAAAUGCAUAUACAAUACGAUUAUCUCGUUCACCAGAGAGUAUAAAUAGUGAUAGUGACAAACGAACAAAUCAGCAGUGGCUGAUGGGUGCACUAUAAAAAAAACUACUUACACAAGUAUGCCUUGAGAAACGCACACGGUCAUUUUCUUGUUACAUCGAACGAAAUUCGUUUCGAAUAAAAAAUCAGUUUCGCAUCCAUCAACAUACUGCGUCUUUUAAUUAUGUUAGUUGAGUCCUGUGAAAUCCAUUAUACUAGAGAUAUAACUAGUUUCGUAAAAAUUGUAUUUCUGCACAGGUAUCUAAUUCUCUCUACGUAGCCGACAUGUUAAUUUUUGAUACUGAUUUAUGGAUAAUUUGUUGUAUAGAAUGUAAUACCUAAAGCUGCUGAUUGAUAAUGACAUUUUGAACAUUUACAGAGCUGAAUAAGCUCAUUAUCAAAAGAUACAUCGCACAAAGCAUAGUAGCGUUUAAGGUGUAAAAAAAUGUGUCUGCUAUACAAUGAACUUCACUUUAUAAUUGUGUACAAACAACGUAAUAUUGAAUAUUUAAUGUCGUUAUAUGUUAUGCAAUAUCGUUAUCUAAAUAUGACAAUUAUCGUUGGUUUUUAAUAAGUUAUUUUUACUUUGGAUAUCUCUUUUUCACAGUAAUACAGAUUAUCGAGACAACUAAUUAUUUUAAUAUUUUUUAUUUGCAAUACUACCUGUUUAUAUUGUGUGAACCGUAUUAUAGAAUUGCGAGUUCCUAAAAAUAUUGUAUAAUAAAUGUUUACAUAUAUAAUGAAAUUAUCGUAUGUGCACACAUACUUUGCCACACUUGCGCUACAAACGGUAGAAAUAUAUGCGCAUAAACAGCUUAAUAUAGAGCAGCUAUUAGGAAACGAAUAUUUCUGAUUGUGUAAACGUGCUAAUUUCAAUUUCGUAUAACAAUAAUGGCUAUAGACACGCACCUAUAUUAUAUUAACACACGAAUUGUGUAAUGAAGAUGAGGAACAAUCUCCAAACUAUUUGAACGAACGAUAAGACCCUUGCCGUCCACGCGCAUAUUCUGUAUGGCAGAAAACGUUUUUACAGAAACAUCAUAAUUUAUCAAUUGAUUAUCUGUGUGCCAGAUAGUCUGUGUCUAUACUCGAAGCUCAGUGCACAAACUUGUGAUGUAUUGUAGAGAAAUUGAAAUUUGGAUAAUUAUUUAUAUAUAUAUAUAUAUAUAUAUAUAUAUAUAUAUAUAUAUAUAUAUAUAUAUAUAUAUAUAGAGAGAGAGAG
This is a messenger RNA of Odontomachus brunneus, 6489 nucleotides long. RefSeq names its product myelin regulatory factor-like protein. Lineage: Eukaryota; Metazoa; Arthropoda; Insecta; Hymenoptera; Formicidae. The transcript has 17 exons. Bases 1790 to 4960 code for a protein of 1056 amino acids. Gene Ontology annotation, cellular component: nucleus; endoplasmic reticulum membrane. Gene Ontology annotation, biological process: positive regulation of DNA-templated transcription; protein autoprocessing. Gene Ontology annotation, molecular function: sequence-specific DNA binding; DNA-binding transcription factor activity. The record is from RefSeq and is a predicted model, not a curated record.